AUGGCGUGCAGGGGACCGCCCCCCCCAUCGCCUCCCGGCGGCCUGCCCUUCCUGGACUACGAAAUUCACAGGCACAAGCCUCCAGCAACAAAAACGCUGAACGACUCGGGCGCAACUCACCCUGCUUUUCCUCCAGAAUACAUGGUCAAGCCAGAAUACCUGGAGAGAGAACCUCCUAAGGCAUACCCUGGGUGUUCUGGGGUAUAUCCUUACCACCCAUUUCCCAUGGGAUUUGCCAUCAAUGAGUCGCCUCCAGGGCUAUCACUUCAGAGAGGUUCCCGACACAUUCCUAGCAACUAUGGGCCAGGGAAUGCAGCUUCUGUGUCAAUUGCAGAUGGAGGUGGAGAUUUCCAUCAAGGAUACUAUACUCCUCUGCCUCAGUUCAUCCCACCAGGUUUUCUGCCAGGGAUUCACUACAUUCCACCUCCCCUUUCACUGAACGUUGUGGCUGAAACAACCAAGGAAGCACAUGCUACUCAAGCUGACAGUCAGGAUGCAGGGGAAGUUUGUGAACCUGGCCAACCAUCUUCCUCCCCAGAAGAAACAUGUGGAGACCAAUCUGCAUAUUCUAAACAGUAA
Molecule: messenger RNA, 579 nt
Organism: Merops nubicus (carmine bee-eater)
Lineage: Eukaryota; Metazoa; Chordata; Aves; Coraciiformes; Meropidae
Gene: DMRTB1
Product: DMRT-like family B with proline-rich C-terminal, 1
Exons: 5
Coding region: 1-579 (192 amino acids)
Source: RefSeq, a predicted model, not a curated record